AUGGGGAAUCAACAAUCACAAUUGGGAGGCGGCCCUCCAGGUCAAGGGGGCAAAGAUGAUAAAGACAAGAAGAAGGAUAAGCCCAAGUACGAACCUCCUCCACAACCGACCACCCGAAUCGGACGCAGGAAACGUAAGCAAGCCGGACCGAAUGCUGCUGCGAAGCUACCUACAAUCUACCCAACCGCGCGAUGCAAAUUGAGGUACCUGAGAAUGCAAAGAGUGCAUGACCAUUUACUCCUGGAGGAAGAAUUUGUCGAGAACCAGGAACGCCUACGAAAGGCGAAAGCCGCCCAGACCCCGGCUGCCGGCGCCGCUGCCGCCGAGGGUGACGCUGCGGAUCGCAAUGCCGACGAGAGAAGUCGGGUCGACGACAUGAGAGGCAGUCCCAUGGGUGUCGGGAACCUGGAGGAACUCAUCGACGACGACCAUGCCAUCGUUUCGAGCGCCACCGGCCCCGAAUAUUACGUCUCCAUCAUGUCUUUCGUUGACAAAGAUCUCCUCGAACCGGGUGCUUCGAUUCUUUUGCAUCACAAGUCAGUCUCCGUCGUCGGCGUCUUGACGGACGAUGCCGAUCCGUUGGUGUCGGUCAUGAAAUUGGACAAAGCACCUACCGAAAGCUACGCUGAUAUCGGAGGGUUGGAACAACAGAUACAAGAAGUCCGUGAAGCGGUAGAGCUGCCAUUGCUGCAUCCUGAGUUGUAUGAAGAGAUGGGCAUCAAGCCUCCGAAGGGUGUCAUUCUAUAUGGUGCUCCAGGAACAGGAAAGACUCUUUUGGCCAAGGCUGUUGCCAACCAAACGUCCGCAACCUUCUUGCGCAUUGUUGGAUCCGAGCUCAUCCAGAAAUACCUUGGUGAUGGUCCACGGCUGGUGCGCCAACUCUUCCAGGUUGCUGCCGAGAAUGCUCCUAGCAUUGUCUUCAUCGACGAGAUCGAUGCCAUCGGAACGAAACGGUACGAGUCGACGUCGGGCGGCGAGCGAGAAAUCCAGCGAACCAUGCUUGAACUGCUGAACCAGCUGGAUGGGUUCGACGACAGAGGAGAUGUCAAGGUCAUCAUGGCUACAAACAAGAUUGAGACCUUGGAUCCGGCCUUGAUCCGACCCGGCCGGAUCGACCGCAAGAUCCUGUUCGAAAACCCCGACACCAACACCAAGAAGAAGAUCUUCACCCUCCAUACGAGCAAGAUGAGUUUGGCCGAGGACGUGGAUCUGGACGAGUUCAUUGCUCAGAAGGACGAUCUCAGCGGCGCAGACAUCAAGGCCAUCUGCUCCGAGGCUGGACUGAGAGCGCUUCGGGAGAGAAGAAUGCGGGUCAACAUGGCGGAUUUCCGCAGCGCAAAGGAGAGCGUGAUGAAGACCAAGAACGAAGGCGAGCCCGAAGGUCUGUACUUGUAG
Molecule: messenger RNA, 1395 nt
Organism: Capronia coronata CBS 617.96
Lineage: Eukaryota; Fungi; Ascomycota; Eurotiomycetes; Chaetothyriales; Herpotrichiellaceae
Product: 26S protease regulatory subunit 4
Exons: 3
Coding region: 1-1395 (464 amino acids)
Biological process (GO): proteasome-mediated ubiquitin-dependent protein catabolic process
Cellular component (GO): proteasome regulatory particle, base subcomplex
Molecular function (GO): proteasome-activating activity; ATP hydrolysis activity; ATP binding
Source: RefSeq, a predicted model, not a curated record